AUGUUCGAACCCUUUCCGCGCGGUAUUGCUGCCUCGCUCCGAGCCACACCACCCCAGAUCUGGCUUAUCGUCGGUGCCACCCGCGGAAUCGGAUUGGAAUUCACCACGCAGCUCCUCGAUCUAGGGUACACCGUGAUAGCCACUGCCCGGGCCCCCACCGCCUCCACCACGUCCACUGCGAGCAAUCUCUGGGCGCUGACCGGCACGCGAAAUGGCCACAACCUGACCAUCUUGGAGUGCGAUGUGAGCAGCGAAGACUGUAUCAAGGGAUUUACGGAACAGGUGCGGAGGCUAGGACGGCCGGGGGGGGUGCUCGACAGGGGCGUCAUCGACGUCGCGGUGCUGAACGCCGGGAUUCUGGAAUACCCCGGGCGCGUAUCUGAAGUACCCCGCACUCCUUCUCCUCCUUCGCCCACCACGUCCACACCAACACGAUCGGGCCCCUCGUCACCGCCUCCCACCUCCUCUCGCUCGCCUCCCCGGCCACCGCGCGCGCCCAGCCCCAGCCCGGCAGCCCCCUCUCCCCAGCCUACCCCCCCCACGGCCCCCAUCCACGUCAAGACGCUCGUCUUCCUCUCCUCGGACUCGGGCUCCGCGGCGCGCUUCCGCGCCUUCGAGGACGGCUUCGGCGUCUACUCGGCCUCGAAGGCGGCCCUCAACCAGGGCCUGCGCCACCUCGCGGCCGAGCUGCACAAGAAGUCGACCGACUCCGUCCGGGCGAAGUCCGCGUCGCCGCUCAGCAUCAGCAACCUGAUCACGGGCAGCCCCGGCCCGCGGGGAAGCCGCACCGUCGUGCUGGCGCUGCACCCCGGGGAGGUGAGCACGGAGAUGGCGGCCGAUGUCGGCCUGGCGUGGGAGGUCGAGGGGAUCAUCUCUCCGCGGGAGAGUGUCGGGUGUAUGCUGAGGGUUAUUGCGGAGAAGGGCUGGGGUGGGUAUGAUGAGGGGGGUGAGAGGAGUGCGAGGGAGGAUGGGAAGAGAGAGGAGGAGGGGGCGGCGACGUUUUGGACUUGGGAAGGGAGGAGACAUCCGUGGUGA
Messenger RNA from Drepanopeziza brunnea f. sp. 'multigermtubi' MB_m1, 1035 nucleotides. The record is from RefSeq and is a predicted model, not a curated record. NCBI's taxonomy places the organism in Eukaryota, Fungi, Ascomycota, Leotiomycetes, Helotiales, Drepanopezizaceae.